Fukomys damarensis (Damara mole-rat) is the source of this 643-nucleotide messenger RNA. Its product is annotated as alpha-sarcoglycan-like. Gene Ontology annotation, cellular component: sarcoglycan complex; membrane. Lineage: Eukaryota; Metazoa; Chordata; Mammalia; Rodentia; Bathyergidae. The record is from RefSeq and is a predicted model, not a curated record. The annotation marks the transcript as partial. The transcript is spliced from 4 exons. Gene Ontology annotation, molecular function: calcium ion binding.
GAGCUGGGGGACCUAGGGGGAAGAGUUUAUCCCCUGCCCAGGUCUGAGGCUGCCUCUGUGUGUAUCUCGGUAGGGCUGGGGGGCGCCCAGGCCCAGCAGACCACCCUCCACCCACGUGUGGGCCGCGUCUUUGUGCACACCUUGGACCAUGAGACCUUCCCACCCCUCCCCGAGGACACUGCAGGCCUGCCUUCCACACAUAUCACCUACCACGCCCACCUCCAGGGACACCCGGACCUGCCCCGGUGGCUCCGCUACACCCAGCGCAGCCCCACCAAACCUGGCUUCCUCUAUGGCACUGCGACCCCGGAAGAUCGUGGGCGCCAGGUCAUCGAGGUCACAGCCUACAAUCGGGACACCUUCGACACCACUCAGCAGACGCUGGUGCUGUUGAUUGGGGAUCCUGAAGGUCCCCGGCUGCCUUACCAAGCCGAGUUCCUGGUGCGCAGCCACGACGUGGAGGAGGUGCUGCCCUCCACGCCCACUAGCCGCUUCCUCAUGGGCCUGGGGGGGCUAUGGGAGCCCGGGGAGCUCCGGGUGCUCAACGUCACUUCCGCCUUGGACUGUGGUGGCCGUGUCCCUCUUCCCAUUGAGGGCCGCAAGGAAGGGUAGGUGUGCAGCCUGGGAGAGCUUCCUGAAGGAG